AUGUCGUCGUACGGAGAGGUGCAACCAGGCAAAUUGAACCGGUGUCCACCACCCUCUGUUGCAUGGAGCCCCACGACUAUAUCCGAAAACCGGAAGCCCAAAAUAGCUGGAUUUUCUGGGUCGGUAGCCCCCGGAUUGACUAAACGAACCCUACUACCUAUCGUUCCGGAAAUCAUGCGUGCCAACGGGAAAGAGACUCAUCUCUUCGCUCUCCUCGACGGUGGUAGUGAAAUAUCUGUCAUCACAAAAGAGAAAGCAACGCUCCUCGGGCUUGAAGGUCGCACGGAACGAGUCAUUACAAAAACUGUCGACGGAGAAAGCCAACCGACCGCUCACAAGAUAGUUAAAUUCGACAUCGCUUCGCUAGACGGCCGUUUCACCUUCAAUAUCAUGGACGUGCACGUAAUGGAUACUUUCCGUCUAAACAAAAACUCCAUCGAUCUGACGAGUCUUUCAAAGAAAUGGCCACACCUCGCUCUUGUGCCAAUUUAUUCGGUGCUCGACGAAGACGUCGCUAUCCUUAUCGGGCAGGACCAUCCCGCUGCAAUCGAGAUCUUCGAGACCCGAAAAGAUCCGUACAAUCAACGUGCGCCUCGUGCUUAUCUCACGGCAUUUGGGUGGUGCGUGGCUGGUCCCACUGCACGACCCGAAGACGAGAGCCGGAACUGUUUCCAUCUCAGCUUAGCUGAGAACCGAUGUGACACAUUGCUACAACAGUUCAUCGAGUUCGACAUUUUUGGAAUAAAGCCAAACGUUGUGAAGCCCAUCAGCCCAAACGAAAGCCUGGAAAAUCUUGAAAUAUUGUGGAAGUUGGAUGAUUCAGCCUUACCCAACAACUUCUUCGCAGCCCAACGACGUAUUAUCAACACUUACGUCCAGCUCAAACAGGCCCACAAAUUAACGAAAGAAGAAAUUGAUGCUGGACCUCCUAAUCGGACGUGGUACAACCCUCACCAUCCAGUGUUCAAUCCGAACAAGCCGGGAAAAUGUCGUGUUGUAUUCGACCUAUCCGCCAAGUGCCAUGGAACAUGCUUAAACGAUGUUCUACUGCGAGGUCCAGACCUUCUUACAAAUCUCGUCGGAAUACUCCUCUUCUUUCGACAAUAUGCCGUUCCGCUCGUCGCUGACAUAGAGAAAAUGUUCCAUCAGGUCAGGGUGCGGCCUAUCGACGGACCGGCGUUCCGGUUUCUCUGGCGUGAUCCUGGUUCAACCAAACCAGUAGAUGUUUACAGGUGGAUGUGCAUCUUUUCGGCGCCGUUUCCUCUCCAGCUGUUUGCUCGAACGCUUUACAACAAACAGUUAAGGACUACGGCAACGAUAAUCUUCUCCGGCACAUUACAAGCCAUCUCUACCGCUCAUAGUUUAACCGAGACGUUGGGAAAGGGUGGUUUUCCGCUCACUCAAUGGGCAACAUCCAAUUCCAUCGUCCGUCAAUCUCUGACUGGCCAACAACUCGAUGGAACAGUCAUUAACAUGGAUCUUGACGCCGAACCCAUCGAAAGAACUCUCGGACUGGUGUGGAAUUUCCAUCUCGACGCCUUUAUCUUGGGAGCCUCCGUAAGAACAGACGGUCGGACUAAACGUGACCUCCUGAAAGCCAUUUUCAGCAUCUUCGACCCACUCGGUUUCCUCGUUCCAAUAGUGUUUCAGGCCAAGUUCCUGAUGCAGGAUAUUUGGCGGCAAAAAUUCGACUGGGAUGAAGAAUUGGAUCAAGACAUAAUCGAUCGCUGGAUCCAAUGGGCGCGUCCGUUACCUUCACUUAAUGGCCUCGUUUUAGACCGCUGCAUUACACCGGCUAGCGACGAUGUCGUGGCGACGGAGCUCCAUGCCUUUGGGGAUGCGUCGGAAAUGGGGUAUGGUGCAGUCUGUUAUGCCCGUUUCGUCUACCGUAACGGAACAGCCAAUACCCGCCUCCUCAUCUCCAAGACGAGAGUUGCACCAUUAAAAUUCAUGACCAUUCCGCAUCUUGAAUUGAACGCAGCUGUACUAGCUGCUCGUUUGGCCGCCCAGGUGCGAGAAGAACACGAUCUUACAUUCGGAAAAACCACUUAUUGGUCCGACUCGACAACCGUCCUCAGCUGGAUUAAAUCCAGCUCCUGCCGCUUCCAUACGUAUGUCGGCAACCGAAUAGGAGAAAUCCUAGAAACUUCUUCAUUCAGUGAAUGGAACUAUGUCCCGAGCACCGCCAAUCCUGCUGAUGAUUCAAGUCGAGGACUCGAUGCAACGGAGUUCAACAUGGAACAUCGUUGGUUCUCGGGACCAGACUUCCUUAAAUUCUCUACCGACUGGCCAUGUAAUCCAUCCUUCUCACCGAUGGAAUCAAACGACCCAGAAAUCCGUGAGACUACGUGGGUUGGCCAAGUCCAAUUGCGGAACAAUGAGAUCGACCAGUUAAUCGGAAGAAAGUCAAGAAUCCACAUCAUCAUUCGCACCGUCGAAUAUUUCUUUCGGUUCAUUGCAAACGCGCGCAAGAACCCAGAACAGAGAAAGUUGGAUGGUCUUUCCGCAGAAGAGAUAAGCUUAGCUCGCAAUGUUCUUCUUCGACACGCACAGUCCAACGUUUACUGCAAUGAGGUGGACGAUUUACGGGCCGGCCGUCAAAUCGAAAGCAGCUUCAGCCUCAUCAAACUAUCGCCAUACAUGGAUCAUCGUGGUUUGUUGUGUGUUGGCGGCCGUAUAGACAAAGCGCCUCUCCCAAUGGACACUCGUCACCCGAUCAUCCUUCCAAGUUAA
Daphnia magna is the source of this 2733-nucleotide messenger RNA. RefSeq lists its product as uncharacterized. The transcript is spliced from 3 exons. The record is from RefSeq and is a predicted model, not a curated record. Lineage: Eukaryota; Metazoa; Arthropoda; Branchiopoda; Diplostraca; Daphniidae. The coding region runs from base 1 to 2733 and encodes 910 amino acids.